ACAAGCGUACUGCACUGCAGCUCUAGAGUCCUAGACAGAGCAAGAAGUGAGCGUGUACAAUGGCAUCUCACAAUGCUAGUGUUAGUGUCCCAGAGAUGGCGUCGGGUUUCCAUCCGACUGUAUGGGGUGACUUCUUCAUCGACUACAGUCCACAGCCAUCGCAGAAGUCGGAGGAGUGGACAGCAGAGAGGAUGAGCCAGCUAAAGGAGAAAAUAGCUGGGCUAUUCGGAGCCUGCACGACGACAGCCGAGCAACUCAACCUAGUGGACACGCUCCAGCAUCUAAGCAUAGACCACCAUUUCAGCACCCAGAUCCUCUCCGUCCUCACUAGCGCCCACGCCGCGGAAGAACUCAACAGCGGCGGCGCCUGUCUCCACGACGUCGCCCUUCGGUUCCGCCUGCUGCGGCAGCAAGGGUUCUGGGUGUCUCCAGAGGUAUUCGACCGGUUCAGAGACGAAAACGGGAGCUUUGACGUCGGCGUGGCAGACGACGACGCGAGGGGGCUGCUGAGCCUAUACAACGCGGCUUACCUUCUCACCCAUGGAGAGGCAGAGCUCGAGGAGGCUGCAUUGUUCGCCAGGCAGCGUCUUGAGUCCAUGUCCAUGAGAGGUAGCCUUGAGUACCCGCUGGCCCAGCAGGUGAGCCGAGCGCUCCACCUGCCACUGCCGCGGACGGUCAGAAGAGUCGAGACUCUGCAUUAUGUCUCGGAGUACGGAGGAGACCCGACGCAUGAGCAUGAGCAUGACCCCUCCGUUCUGGAGUUCGCCCGGCUGGAUUUCGAGCUCUUGCAACGUCUCCACGUGAAGGAGCUCAAGGCUCUUUCUAGGUGGUGGAAAGAUCUCUACAACGAAGCUGGAGUGACCUACUCGCGGGACCGCGUGGUGGAGUGCUACCUGUGGUCUUACACGGCGUACUACGAGGAAGAACACGCGAGGGCGAGGAUGAUCCUCGCUAAGAUGAUCGCGCUGAUAAUCUUGACGGACGACACCUACGACGUCCGCGCUACUCUGGAGGAGUGUCGAAGGUUCGAUGAAGCUAUACAGAGAUGGGACGAGAGCGCUGUUUCUCUCCUGCCGGACUACCUGAAGAAGUUCUACCUCAAGCUGAUGAACAUCUUUGAGGAGUUUGAGGACGAGCUGGAACCACAUGAGAAGUGCAGGGUCGCUUUUAGCAGAAAAGCGUUUCAAACAUUAUCGAGUAAUUAUCUCCAAGAAGCGGAAUGGUUUCAUGGCCGUUACAAGCCAAGAUUCGAAGAUCAGGUAAAGGUAUCCACUGUGUGCUCAGGCGCUCCAUUCGCAGCUGUUGGGUUACUAGUUGGCAUGGGAGGUGAUGUAGCAACCCAGGAGGCACUUGAGUGGGCAAUGGGUUGCACGGAUGCUGUCAAGGCUUUCGCAGAGGUCACACGCUUCAUGAAUGACCUUGCUUCGUAUAAGCGUGGAAAGAACAAAAACGACGUGGACAGCUCGGUCGAAUGCUACAUCAGUGAGCAUGGCGUCACAGCUGAGGUUGCCUUUGCACAGAUAAGCUCCCUGAUUGAAGAUGCAUGGAAAACUAUAAACGGAGCACGCUUUGAGAACAGCAAACUACUUCCAGCAGUGCAGCGAGUUGCCGACAUAACCGCCAGCAUGCCGUUGAUGUACGGUGACAACAAGGACGCGUUCACGUUCAGCGACGGUCUAAAGGGGCUCAUCGAACGCCUGUUUCUCAACAGGCCAUAAAACGAGUUUCGUCUUUAGUCUGAAUAUCGAGAGAUGUGCUGAAAAGAGUAGCCCCCCUAGUAAGCUUUGUCUAGUCAUCGUUAGUCUGGAUACCAUGUGAUCUCAGAUGCUUAUACUUCUGGUCCGCAUUUGUCAGUUUUGCCGCCUCUGUCAAACCCCUCGCAGCCACCAUCUUCAGAAUAUCGACACCCUCUCUCACGGCUGAAUCGAUCUAGGUUGUAGCAAAAGAUGCAAUCAUGAUAAGCUCUGGUUGUUACAGUACAUCAAAUAAAGAUAACUUGUUUGAAUUUAAAUAUUCUUGUGCAAAACUAUAGAUUGUUGCAAUACGAUGAUAAUAAAUUCU
This is a messenger RNA of Zea mays, 2061 nucleotides long. RefSeq lists its product as uncharacterized. NCBI's taxonomy places the organism in Eukaryota, Viridiplantae, Streptophyta, Magnoliopsida, Poales, Poaceae. Gene Ontology annotation, biological process: diterpenoid biosynthetic process. Gene Ontology annotation, molecular function: terpene synthase activity; magnesium ion binding. The record is from RefSeq and is a predicted model, not a curated record. The transcript is spliced from 7 exons. Bases 60 to 1718 code for a protein of 552 amino acids.